Molecule: messenger RNA, 1188 nt
Organism: Cuscuta campestris
Lineage: Eukaryota; Viridiplantae; Streptophyta; Magnoliopsida; Solanales; Convolvulaceae
Source: the annotation of a GenBank genome assembly
GCACCAUACAAUACCCCGUCUCGGAGCUUUGGAUAUUCUCCAUACCAAGACAACUGUGAGGAUUAUUAUGAACCUCAUGGUGAUCAAGAUGAUUAUGACGAACAAGGGCCAAUGUACGAUGACCAGCUAGAUCCACUUAUUGAAGAGAUUUUGUGGACUGAGAAAAGAAUACUUUAUCUUGACCUCGCAUUAGUAAUGGAGUGUUCAUUAUUUGAACCACGCUAUUGCCGUGAUUACUCUCUGACUCGUGAAGAGCAAAUUGAAGCAAACAGAGAUGCAAUCCAGGCGAGAGAACAAUUUCUCAAAACAGUCCAAGAAGAACGCCAACUGCUCCAAACCCAGAAAGAUAACGAACAACGCGAAUAUUGGGAGCAUAUGCAAAAGAUGCUGGAGGACUUUAAUAAGGCUAUGGAACAACAAGAAGAGAUGGAUGAAAUUGUUGUUCUAGAAGAGGACGAAGAAUCUGAGACAAAAUCUGAAACUGAAUCCAACAAUGUCUCAAUUCUUGAAUAUCCACAAACUCCAUCACCAUUGUAUAUCGAAAAUAAGAUAACACUUGCAGAAAUGAUUGCACGAGGUACAGUGGUGAUGCUUCCUGAAAGCCCAAAAAGUCAAAUUGUACAAGAGGUGAAGCCUACCGAGGGUCUUGUCUCGGAACCGCCUUCACCAGCUGCACUAGAAACGUUGGAGGAACCUGUCCUCCUAACAUGUGUUAAAGACACUUCUCUAGAGGAACCUGUUCUGGAGAAAUCCGAGCCCACCACCGACCCCCUUGAUUCCGAUACUGAUGAGUCUGACGAAUCUAUAGACGAAAAAAUACCUUGUGAUGCUGAACCCAUUCCGUCUAUAGAAACUAUCACUGAAGACUCAGGGGAAAGAAUUGUCCUAAUCAUCGAGCCACCAACAGAAAGUCAGCCCAUUGGGGACUUAGAAAGUCAUGUACUGGCGAUUAAGGCCAAUGAUGUUGAUAAACCAAGGAGACUCACACCACCACCCAUCCAAGACGAGUCUCCUCCAUUUUUCCUGUUGCCACCACGCUGCAGGAAUGAGUCAAAGAUCCUGGACUUUGACUGGAAAAGAACAAAACAAAGGUGGCAUCAAAAGAUAGUCAAAAAGGUGAAGCUUGGAAUUAGGAAUGCUGGUGAACCAUUUUGACUCAACAAAAAAAAAGAAAUGACUAACUUUUGU